This is a messenger RNA of Penicilliopsis zonata CBS 506.65, 1477 nucleotides long. RefSeq lists its product as hypothetical. The record is from RefSeq and is a predicted model, not a curated record. The transcript has a single exon. The coding region runs from base 204 to 1289 and encodes 361 amino acids. NCBI's taxonomy places the organism in Eukaryota, Fungi, Ascomycota, Eurotiomycetes, Eurotiales, Aspergillaceae. Gene Ontology annotation, molecular function: hydrolase activity.
AAAUUAGAUUCGGCUUCAUGAUAGGCUUCUCCACACCAUCGACGUCGUUUGAGCCCUAGGGAGAUUGGGGAAAUACAACCCGAAGAAAAAGAAAAGAGAGCGACCUGCUGGAAAGGCACGACAAUACAGCAAGCCUGAUGCUGUACAAGUGAUCUCCCAACUUGAAUAGGGCAUCGCUUCCUUUUGUCAGAAAUUGCAAUACUAUGGCUUCGGGACAAAGCCAUGUGCCACCGCGCUUGACUCUACCGGAAAGAAUUGUAUUCGCAGCAAAGUGUUGCUUUCUGAUUCCAGGAGUCGGGCUGAGGGUGGUAUGGCAGGCACUGAAGACGCGAGACUUCUCCCUGAAGGCCCUGAAGGCGUCUUUUAUAAAAGGUGUCGUUCAGGUCUCGACAAAGCUCUCGCUAAGAGAGCUGCGGUCGUUCACCCAGCCGUCAGGGUCUAUCAUCGACCAUGUGUGCGAGACCGAGGGAUUUUCCCAUGAAACAACCACCCUUGAUGCCGGACAGUAUGGGCAGGCUGUUCUGCAUUUCAUCGAUUGCGCUGUGCACACCCCAGGAAACAUUCUCCUGUACUUGCAUGGCGGAGGUUAUAUAUUCCCGAUUUCUGCUGUCCAAGUGGGCUUCGCCCAUGCUGCCGCGGCCAAGUCAAAGUCAAAUCUAGUCAUCCUAGAGUACACAUUAGCCCCAAAGCUCAAAUAUCCCGGGCAGUUGGCGCAGGCAGUGGCGGCGUUGCGCCUGCUCCUGGAUCAUCACGACGCCUCCGAGAUCAUCGUCGGCGGAGACUCUGCUGGUGGGAAUCUGACCUUGGCUAUUCUGGCUCACCUACGCCAGCCUCAUCCUCUUGUACAGCCCAUAUCGGAAGGCGGACCGUGUCAGCUUCGCGCAGCGUUCUGCGUCAGCCCUCGCUGUGCCAACGACAGUGCAGCCCCGAGCUAUAAUCUCAAUGCCUCCAAGGAUAUUGUCAACUCCGACUCCAUGAAACUGUUCACAUCGAACUGGGAGCCAGCAAACGACGAGGUUUGGGCAACGCCUGUGGCGGCUGGAGACGACUUUUGGCACUAUGUCCACACCAAGCAGCUGCUUCUUCUCGCGGGGACCGCCGAGGUGUACGUGGACGAUAUCAAACGGCUCGCAGAGAUGAUGGGAGACAAAAAUCAAUAUGGCAGCAAGGUCGAGCUUGUUCUGUGUGCAGAGGAGAUUCACACCCAGGCGGUGCUCGACUUUGGGGCUGACAACUGGGAUGGGGUGAUGCUGAAAGUGCUCUUCACCUGGCUACUUAAUCUGAAGUGACUUUAGGCCUUCUCUCACAUGUUCUGCGAUGCACUUCUCCCACAAAUCUCAACUUGUCGAUGACAACUCCUCUCUAUCUAAAGUAUUUCAAUUUUAAUAAUAUUUUUUUCUGCUACUGUGAAAAUGACAACAAUUCUUUCUCUCCUUUCAUCUCUCUUCACCAUCACAUCCCAUCCUGGGUGACCUGU